AUGGCGUCGCGAUCAUUCAUGCCUCUGCGGAGGACAUUAACACAGUUCUCAGCUCGAAACGCUCUUGGCGUGGGCCGCAGUGCUGGGGGGCCAGCUCGGGGUUAUGCUACAGGAAAGGGCCCCAAGAGACAGCAAGAAUUUACCGUGUGGCGUCCUUACCUACGACUUGCCAUCGGCAUACCCUUCAUUGGCGCGAUCAUUUACUCCAUGGCCACCGGCGAAAUCACCGACCUUGACUCCCCGUCCAUUGUGGAGUUGGACGAGGCCCUGAAGCACUCAUCGUCCAUCACCGAGUCUUCCCCCAUGCGCCUUCGAAUGGAGAAGCUCAUCAAGGAUCACCAGCAAAAAAUUGUCGAGGAAUUGAGCAAAAUCGAUGGCAUGGAAUUCAAGCAAGACGUUUGGACACGUCCUAACGGUGGCGGUGGUAUUUCGUGCGUUUUGCAGGACGGCAAUGUCUUUGAGAAGGCGGGUGUGAACGUCUCCAUUGUCUAUGGCGAGUUGCCCCGGCCCGCUGUCGAAAAGAUGCGUGCCGAUCACAAGUCUUUCGUAGGCGCCGAUGUCGACUCGCUCAGUUUCUUUGCAGCUGGUCUGUCCCUUGUCUUGCACCCGCAUAACCCCAUGGCUCCCACCGUGCAUCUGAACUACCGUUACUUCGAGACUUCAGACCCCAAGGAUCCUAUCAGCGGUGACAAGAACUGGUGGUUCGGCGGUGGUACCGAUCUCACCCCGACCUACCUCUUCCCCGAGGAUGCCCAGCACUUCCACAAGACCAUCAAGGAUGUCUGUGAUCGCCACGAUGCGACCUACUACCCCAAGUUCAAGGCUUGGUGUGACAAGUACUUUUACCUACCCCACCGUGGAGAGUGCCGUGGUGUCGGUGGUAUCUUCUUCGAUGAUCUUGACGCCAACUUCCUCCAAUCCUCUUCCAGCUCAUCUUCCAACCCACAGGAGACCUUGUUCUCCUUUGUGUCGGAUGGCUUGGCUUCUUUCCUGCCAUCCUACGUGCCCAUCAUUGAACGCCGAAAGGAUAUGUCUUACACUCCUUCCCAGAAGGAAUGGCAACAGCUGCGCCGUGGACGCUAUGUCGAAUUCAAUCUGGUCUAUGACCGUGGCACAAGCUUCGGUUUGCGGACCCCUAACGCCCGUGUUGAGAGUAUCCUCAUGAGUCUCCCACGUACCGCCAGCUGGGCCUACAUGGACCCAGUGUCUGGCACGAGAACUGAAAGCAUGCAUGUUGAUGAAGAGGAUCUGGGUGAUGAUAAGACCAGCGAAAAAGAGAUCAUCGACGUUCUCAAACACCCCCGACAGUGGGCAUGA
Molecule: messenger RNA, 1317 nt
Organism: Penicillium verhagenii
Lineage: Eukaryota; Fungi; Ascomycota; Eurotiomycetes; Eurotiales; Aspergillaceae
Gene: hem13
Product: coproporphyrinogen oxidase
Exons: 2
Coding region: 1-1317 (438 amino acids)
Cellular component (GO): cytoplasm; mitochondrial intermembrane space
Molecular function (GO): coproporphyrinogen oxidase activity
Source: RefSeq, a predicted model, not a curated record